Molecule: messenger RNA, 1670 nt
Organism: Pocillopora damicornis (cauliflower coral)
Lineage: Eukaryota; Metazoa; Cnidaria; Anthozoa; Scleractinia; Pocilloporidae
Source: RefSeq, a predicted model, not a curated record
GAAAGCUAAAAUGAUGUGGGCUGCUGUUAAGGUAAAUCGCAUGACAACAAGAGUGGCAGGGGAUUGGAAAGGAAAGCAGUGACCAAACAAGGCCUAAAGUAAAACGGAAAGGAAAGGUUUGAUUAGCUUGACUUUGUGUUGAAUCUUGACAAUUUUUUGCCCUCGUUUUGAACUUUCUCUCUGUCCUAAGGAGAAACUCUGGGCCAUCCAUUUUCAGUUCGUCACCAACGGAGGGUUCCUGCAAGGAAAAUUACCAAGCAAGUCUUUAUUGAAAAGGUCGUUAUCCGGGGUAAGACUCGAACCGCUGACUAGGAAUUCCUGCUGGUUGGCGGGCCCAAAUAGGAGCGCCAUUAGGUGUUGUUGACAAGGAUCUACGGAGAAACAUUCGCCUCCAAGAUGACUUUACAACAUUGUUUGCUCCAAAUUUUAUUCCUGGUCUGCCUCUGUGAUGCAACUUUAGGAUGUACUCCUGGUGAAUCCCCUCUCAAGCUAGAGAAUCGCUCAGAUAGCUUCGUCAAGGGUUGCUAUUGUAAAAACGAAAGACUUUCUUUGUGCUUCGAGAUUCAGCGCGAGUUUGUACAACUGAUAGACACAAACAACAAUGUACUGGUGCAAUUUAGUAAGCCAAAUCGCCAAAGAACUCACGUAAAAGUAUUGGGGCACGAUUUCUUGUGUUUUACACCUCGAUUGAAAGAUAAACAUUUCUAUGUUUUGACUUACCUCAGAUACAAGGCAGUGGAAAGGAGAGUACCGAUGUUCAUGUCGAGAUCUCUCGCACGGAAAAUCAUCAAACGCAAGUUCAAAGAACUGUCCUAUGAAAGCAAUUCCCCAGGAAAUCAUCAAGUGUUCGUCAAAGAAAUUUUGCGAUCAACCAAACAUGGUGCAUAUUUUAAGAGGAAAGGAAGAAGAUCUCUAACUGAAAACGAAGUUGUAACGCUGGAGAAAAUCUCAGCAACUUUAUCCAAAUACUUGUCGAGUUCUCACCUGUCAAAAGUUAUGGAAAGAUGCAACUUGUUCUUUUUAGGUCUCAUCCGCUCCAGAGGAUCACUGGAGAACACUCCAAAGGAUCAUUUUAUUGAACGAUUUACAAGGAAUCACAUGGAUUAUGAAGUCAAUGUUGUUAAUCGCGUUUGUCCAUCAGGAAAAUCUCACAAACCUCCAAGAGGGACUGGCUACGAUAGUAACAUUGGGGCCAAUAAAAACGAGAAAUCGCACGAUUGCGAAGACAUGCGCAAUGGAUCAGACCAAGAAUGUUUUGGAAUGUGCGGGAAGAAAUGCUGGUGCUGGCACUGGGUGUGCGGCGAUUGUUGUUUGCACAAGGGUUGUCUGCAACACGAUGCAUGUUGCCGUUAUGCAAAUCCCCAGUAUUUAUCGACAUAUUGCCUUCUUCCGUUUGUUUACGGUUUUGAUUGCGAAAAUGGUUAUCACGGCUACCCAACUUGUCUGCAUAGGUGAAUCUCCUUUGUUGCUUAUCGAAUGGGAACUUCCUUUGACGCGUGGGAAAUAGGAGAUUUCUCCGUCUAAGGUCGAUUUAACCUUGUUGUUUCAUUGCCUGACGAUAAUAUACAUGACUUUUGAACAAUGUUUCAAAAUAUUGUUAAAUUUUUCAUGAGGACAUUUGCUAGGAGACGAAGGAUCACGUUAACAUCAUUUCCCAGGGUUCUUUAUUG